AUGUCACCGUCGUCUCCAUCCUUGAACUCCGGGCAUUCGCCAACGCGCGUUCGUUCCAUGUCCGCGGGCGAAUCGGUACUCUCUCCGACUACAUUCGAUGGGCUUCCUGAAAGGGAUAGUGAGGAAUUCCAGUCUUACCUAUUCGGUUCGCCAGCGCGUCAACCACCCAAAUACUCCUUCCCCAAAGAAGAAAGGCUCUCCACCCCUAAAACCACCGACCCCACCACAACAAUCCACCAGCAACAUCAACAGCAACAAAGUCAUCAACAACAGCACCACACAGACGCUUACACCUCUUUCGGCGAUGGCGCUGGCACCACCGCCACCGUCAACGUCUACGGCAACCUGAUCCAGCUCUCCCGCUACCUCGGCGGCGUCCAGAGCCAUGAUAUCGAUGGCGGCCUCGUCGGUCGCUCCGGCUUCCUUUCGGUCGAUCUGCCGACCACACCGGGGCCGGCGCAGAUCGAAGAGCGGGCCCACGAGCUAGCCGACCUAGCUACCAACCCGUCGGCCACGCUAUGCGGGCUGUACAUGGAGGAUGGGUCGGACGUGAUGCGGGCGCUAGACGGGCGCAAGCCGCGGAUUGACUUCGUGCGGGAUCGGUGGCCGAGGUUUACGUUUUUCGAGGAUGAUGAUGAUCGUGGUGAUGAGGGGAAGGGGUAUGAUUCUCCCUUCACGCUUUCGGUGCAGUAUUACGUCCGCGAUGGGACGGUGUACCAGCAGCAUGUCUUUGAGAAGAAGCCCGGCAAGAGGGUGGACGAGCAUGCGCUGGUCGUACCGAACGUCAUGAUCGACACGGACGUGCUGAUCCGGCAGCUAGACUUCGCUACGGCGGAAGAGAGCCGCAGUGGGGAUGGUACUGCGGCUGAUGGGCCGGGCCGAGAGAGGGGCUAUGGGGCUGCUGAGCUGUACUCGACGUUCCUCGGUCCACAUGGGUACAGUCUCGUUCUCCAGCACGACAGUGCUCCGUCGUCGUCACCGAGUUCACCGAGUUCGACCAGCUUCCCGCCUGGGGUAGAGCGGCUUGAUGGUGAUGGAAAUGAGCGACCGUCAGAUACCGCCAGCAUGGUUUUGGCGCUCUUCAUUGACGGUGUUCCGCAUCGGAUCGAGGAGGUGGAGAACAAGUGGUACAAGAUCGCCAACAGGAACGAAGCCGAAGCCGGAUUCAUCAGGUCGGGUCGGGUGGAGAUCACCUUAGCUUACCGGCUGCAGAUCGCCUCCAAAGCAGCGCACAAUAGUGCAGUGUGGCGGUCGUCUCUGAUCCCUGCGUCAGCUCUGAGGACUCUGCAUGACCACUUCCGUACAACACCCUUCACACACCUUUCACUCUCGCCAUGUCCACACGAGAAUUUUGCCCUAAGGAGGAACCUAGAGCAUGUCCUCUCUGUGUGUAGCGUUCCAGUGUCCGAUGAGCACAAAGUCUGUCCAGCCGUCGCUCUCACUUGUGGGGACUUCUCAGGCCAUCGCAUCGUCACGGCGGCCAGCUUUUACGCAUUUGUGUUCCUGCUUUCCGUUUACGAGCACCUGCAGGCUACACUGAGUCAGUAUGACGGAACUCCUGAUUCACAAGAGUACGUUGUCGAAGUGAUGCAGCGCAUACGAGUGACCUGCAAAGGUCAUUUGAAGUGGGUGUUCGAGAAAGCUGAGAGAGGGGAAACCGGAUGCUUCGAAACGCACUACUGGGCCACGGGGAAGUCCAUCUCGGGGUCGACGACUGCAUCUGUUUCUUCCAAGCUGGGUGCCAAGUUACUGACGGACACGCCUUUCCAGGUCAUCAAGGCCGCCGAAUUUACCAAGACGUUCAGAGACAACAGUUUUCGUGACAACGUGCGGGAGUGCGUUGGUCCGUGGAUCAAGAGCCUGGAAGCGCUGGAUAGGCGAAAGUGCUUCGCGUUUGCUCGGCCUACCAGUGCCUUCACGGGCGAGUACCGCCUAGACGACCACGUCUGGAUUUGGAAGGCCUUGAGAAGCAUCGAGGACCUAGGCUUUGGUUCGCUGCUGAAACCGCAGACUGUCAGGGCGAGACGAAAGAAGACUACACGGAGAAGUGUGGGGCGACGACCUGACAGAGCAGAGGAUAAUGAAGAAGGGCCGAGGCCUCCAAGAGACUUCUCUUCUGCGGAAGCCCAGCGCCAAAUAAUCCGCAGGUUCACGACAGACAACCCCGUUUUCAUGAAUCAGCGGAUGCUGGCUGUAUCCCGCUCCGCUGGGGAGAGCCGUUUCCUUUUCUUUUCUCGAGAUACGGCCCUGUUCCACGACAUGAAUUCGGCCUUCUUCGAGGUGGCGGCGGCGGAUUCCUCGCGGGGGCAGAAUCGAAUUGCCGCGUGGGACCGCACAAUCGAGGUUCAGAGAUACCAUGAAGAGAAUCAGGAUGCCGGGUGGGACAACCCGCUGCGUUACGCGUUAGCCAUCAUUAUGGGAAAGAAGGGGCAUGCGAUUAAUCAGAGAUCGGCCGAGGACAUGUGCAAUGUCGCAACAACGGUACUUCUCCGAAGUUCUUCACCUAGCGGACUGUUCGCUGGACAGCUUGACGAGGUGACCAAGGAGCCCGACAUGGUCCAGGAGAAGCGUACCUGGGACUUUUACUGGCACGCUGCAUUCGAAAUCCCUUAUGCGCUUCUCAAGUAUGGGAAAAACCAGAAGCAGGAGUUCAGCCUGCUUGAGCCGAGGACCGUCAUCACCCCCCAUAUCGAACCGUUUGUUUUCGAUACAAGAUCCGAAACGGAGGAUGUGAUCGGUCUUAACACGGCCGCAAUUCAUGGUGGCAGGAGGCAUGGUCUUGUCAUGAAAAAGACUGUACCUUUCAAUGACCUCUUCGACCACCGAAGCAUUAUCGAGCCUGCGGAUGAGUGGUUAUACAAUUACCCUGCGUUUCUGGAGUUCGACUCGCAGCUGGAGCGCUUUCAGCCCUUUGAAAUUAACCAAAACUUCAACCUCUACGACCUACUACGAUCAAUUUCACCGGACAGUGACCUGUGGGACGAGAUCCGCGUCGAUGAUCGGUUCCGAUACAACGUGGGACGGUGGCUCUGCGAGCUUGGUAGCGAGACGUGGGAGGUUGUGCGGAACUGUUAUGAACGCGAUGGGAAAUUUUUUGCCGAAGAGGGCACCAGGGGUACCGUCCUGGAAGUGGCAAAGUGCGGCUUCAUGCACCACGCCCAGUCGGAACAGCACCGUCAGAAUCACCAUCACCAUGAUGUCGGGAGUCCCGGUCGUAAUAUCCGCAUGCACAGCACUUCUCAGUUCAAAGAAGCGCUGAGCAAGAUCAGGACGGCACAUUCGGCAAAGAAACGGCUCGUUUGGCUGCCGCGUGUGGACGAUGGAUCCACCAUUCUGUGCUGCUUGGCGGCUCCCAGUGGCGAGAAGCCGAAACUGUCAUCCUUCUUCGACAGGCAUGCCAAGGCCGAGAAGUACCUCUUGGAUGAUGUUGCGUCGGUGCUAAACAUGUGGGAAACCGAGUUCCAUCUGUCGUACUACCAGCUUGUAGACAAAGCGCCUGGUCAAGUGGAGGCGGGUGAGAAAAUGUCACCUCUGGAAGUUGACGGUUUCCCCGGCAGGGACAAAAUGAUCGAUCGCGCGGCUGCGGGAUUCCGCUUCGACGGCGAUUUCUUUGACAGGUACUGGACAUGCCACUUCUUGGAACGUAGGCCAGCGGACGAUUCCUUGGGUGAGAAAGACCUCGGAACGCGGCUACAGGAUAUCAUCUUCGACAAGCGGCUGCCUAAAGCCGACCGAGACAAGCCUCUGUGGAGGCAGCGCAAGGUGCUCGAGCUGCUUCUCUUCGAUAAGAUCGUAGACGAUAUGACGCAGAGCGCGAACGAAGUGUUGGAAGCAGCGAAAGCGAAGGUCCAGCAGGAUCUCGGAGUACGCACAAGCACCAAUGCCGCAGUGCUGAAGGCGCGUUCGGACAUGCUGUCAGACGCUCUCACCGAUUCCAUCUCCUUGUUCAGGAUUGACAGCGACGCGUACCUGUCGUUCCGGGAGGAGUGGGCGAUGUUGGAGCGCAUCCUUCAGGUGCUGGAAGAGGACCUGAGCGAGAACCUUGAGAAGAUUCACAGCUGGCAAAGCAGGGAAGAAGAUCGAGGGCCAGAGAAGCCGCGGUGGACGCGCAAUGACGAGCGCAAGUACCGGUCGGCGGUGACCAAGUUGGAAGUGUCGAACGGGCGGCGAGUGCAGGAGCUGGAGCGGUGCCGAGCGCGCAUCCGCUCUUUCGGGCAGUCGCUCACGGAUCGCCUGGACCGCGUCAGGGACGACCUGAACUUGCGCGGGGCUGAAGACAUCCGCCUCUUUACCUACAUCACAGCUUUCUUCCUGCCGCUCGGCUUCGCUGUCUCGAUUUUCAGCAUGAGUGGCUCGCCGGAGUGGUUGCCCAUCGUCGGCACCAUCGGUGUAGCCUUUGUCACGCUUUUCAUAGUCAUCGUCGCUCUAAUCAACGCCCGCACGCUUGAGCUCGGCUUCAAGGCCAUGCUCAAUUUUUUCCGACACAGCAUUGCUGCGGCUGAGAGUCCACCGAGGAAGGCGAGCAUCGCAUCCAUGCAGGCUCGAAAGCCUGGAGGUCUGCGAAUCGUGGCUCCUCCUGGAAGCCAAGCGCAGCGAGACAGCGCAUCGACUGCGGGGGAAGAAAAGGCGGAUAAAGAUUCGCCCGGAAUCUUGUCAUUCCUGACGCAUCGUCCAAGUAUUCGGAGGGCGAAGCCUCUCAGAUCGCCACAGCACCUGGUGUGA
Lasiodiplodia theobromae is the source of this 4722-nucleotide messenger RNA. Its product is annotated as Mg2+ transporter zinc transport protein. NCBI's taxonomy places the organism in Eukaryota, Fungi, Ascomycota, Dothideomycetes, Botryosphaeriales, Botryosphaeriaceae. Bases 1 to 4722 code for a protein of 1573 amino acids. The record is from RefSeq and is a predicted model, not a curated record. The transcript has 2 exons.